This is a messenger RNA of Dentiscutata erythropus, 429 nucleotides long. The record is from the annotation of a GenBank genome assembly. NCBI's taxonomy places the organism in Eukaryota, Fungi, Glomeromycota, Glomeromycetes, Diversisporales, Gigasporaceae.
AUGGAAUAUUCUACCAACAAUGAUGAUAUUAGUACUGAUGGAAUUUCAACUAAUCCUGUUCUUAUUUCCAAAAUGGAUUCUGUACAAACAGAUACAACACAAACAUUAUUUGGCAAUACAAUAUUAUCUCUUGAAGAUUACUAUGAUACUAAAGAAGCCAUUGACAAAAAUAAAGAAAAAAUAGUUAAUAAAUCAUUAAUCAACCCACCUAAGCGAACUACAUUGGCAAUAUCAAUAUUGGAUGUAGAAGCAGCAAACAUAAUAUUAAAGAUAGAAAAGGAACUAUCAAAAUCUAUUAACCUUACAUUGAAUUCUUAUAUUGCUAGUGCUGCCCUUAGAGAAGAAAUUAUAUAUUCCUUCAUGGUUGGUGGAAAUUUAAAGUUAAGUAAUAAAACCCGGUGGUCAACGCUUUGCAUUUUUAUAGAAUAG